AACAGCUGAGCAAGGAACAGAAACCAGCCAUGGACGACUUUUUGUCUAUCAGCCUGCUCUCGCUGGCUAUGCUGGUAGGCUGCUACGUGGCUGGGAUCAUCCCUUUAGCCGUUAAUUUCUCUGAGGAAAGGUUAAAGUUGGUCACAGUCCUUGGUGCUGGCCUCCUUUGUGGAACUGCCUUGGCUGUCAUUGUGCCUGAAGGAGUACAUGCGCUUUAUGAAGAUAUUUUGGACGCGAAGCACCAUCCAGUCAGUGAGACACAAAAGGUGGCUGAAUCUGAGAAAGCAGCAGAAAUGCCAGUGGUGCAUGACCAUGAACUCGACCAUUCAAGAUUACAUGCUUACAUUGGAGUUUCCCUCGUCCUUGGCUUUGUCUUCAUGCUUCUGGUGGAUCAGAUCGGCAGCUCUCAUGUACACACGGCAGAUGACCCAGAAGCAGCAAGGGCAAGCAAUUCCAAAAUCACUACUACACUGGGAUUAGUUGUUCAUGCUGCAGCGGAUGGUGUUGCCUUAGGGGCAGCUGCCUCCACAUCUCAGACCAGCGUCCAACUAAUAGUGUUCGUUGCAAUUAUGUUGCAUAAGGCACCAGCUGCCUUCGGCCUAGUCUCUUUUCUUAUGCAUGCUGGUCUUGAACGGAAUCGAAUCAGGAAGCACUUGCUGGUUUUUGCACUAGCAGCACCUGUUUUAUCGAUGGUGACUUAUUUGGGGCUAAGUCAGAGCAGUAAACAGGCUCUUUCAGACGUCAACGCCACUGGAGUCGCCAUGCUUUUUUCUGCAGGGACUUUUCUCUAUGUUGCUACAGUUCACGUCCUCCCGGAGGUGGGUGGCAUGGGCCAUAGCCACAAAGCUGAAGCUGCAGGAGGGAAAGGACUCAGCCGCCUGGAGGUGGCAGCUCUAGUCCUGGGCUGCCUGAUUCCUCUGAUUUUGUCCAUUGGACACCAGCAUUAAAGACCUGAAGUCUAGCAACCUGUUCCUCAAUCUGACAUGAGCAGCAAGCGUUGGCUGCCCUUUUAUCAUUGUCUCUCUUACCUUGUUAACCAACCCAUCUGUGUAAGGAGUCAGAGAGAAGCAUGACCGCAGAAGGAGGAAUUCUGGGAGAGCUUUUAGUGUAGCAGGCCGUACUUUGGAAAGCCGGAUAUUAAUUCUGCUUAAUAUUUCUGAAGAUAACUUUAAUUAUGACUUCCUGCCCUAUUCUCAGGGAAGCUGAAAUUUAGAUUGAUUUCAUGGCAGAUGAUUUGGGAAGAACUUUGUGGUUCACAAUGAAAUCAUAAUCACCAAAGUAUUCUGUGUGUCAGCAUUUACAGCUGACCUGUUGACAUUGGAUGCUGCCUUCAGAUACAUGGGACUCCUGUUCACCUCCUCAAAAUUUUACAUGUUAUAAUGAUAGCACAGGCUAUCUUGGGAAGAUAAAUCUGAUACAAA
Messenger RNA from Euleptes europaea (tarantolino), 1421 nucleotides. RefSeq names its product solute carrier family 39 member 9 (gene SLC39A9). The transcript has 7 exons. The record is from RefSeq and is a predicted model, not a curated record. Gene Ontology annotation, molecular function: metal ion transmembrane transporter activity. Gene Ontology annotation, cellular component: membrane. NCBI's taxonomy places the organism in Eukaryota, Metazoa, Chordata, Lepidosauria, Squamata, Sphaerodactylidae. Bases 30 to 947 code for a protein of 305 amino acids. Gene Ontology annotation, biological process: transmembrane transport; zinc ion transport.